Molecule: messenger RNA, 1538 nt
Organism: Toxotes jaculatrix (banded archerfish)
Lineage: Eukaryota; Metazoa; Chordata; Actinopteri; Toxotidae
Product: fatty acid-binding protein, intestinal-like
Exons: 4
Coding region: 83-481 (132 amino acids)
Biological process (GO): fatty acid transport
Cellular component (GO): nucleus; cytosol
Molecular function (GO): fatty acid binding
Source: RefSeq, a predicted model, not a curated record
AUGGAGGCCAGUGGGCAUUCACAAUCCCACGGUCUGCUAGUGCUUCAUCACCAGCUGCCUUCAACCCAACGAGCCUGCAGCCAUGGCAUUCAAUGGAACCUGGAAAGUCGACCGCAACGAGAACUAUGACAAGUUCAUGGACCAAAUGGGCAUUAAUGUCGUGAAGCGCAAGCUGGCAGAACAUGACAACCUGAAGCUCAUCAUCGAGCAGACCGGGGACAAGUUCCACAUCAAAGAGUCCAGCACCUUCCGCACCAAGGACAUCGACUUCACCCUGGGCGUCCCUUUCGACUACAGCCUGGCUGAUGGCACUGAAGUCUCAGGUACGUGGGAGAUGGAGGGUGACAUGCUAAAGGGCAAAUUCACCAGGAAAGACAACAACAAGGUCCUGACCACCACUAGAGCUGUGGUGGGAGGAGAGCUCGUACAGAGCUACAACUAUGAUGGCGUGGAUGCUAAGAGGAUUUUCAAGAAGCAGUAACCUGGAGACUGAAGUUCAUAUUUUAUUUUUAUAAAGACAACAUGAUAUAGAUGUGUUUUUUUUUCUUUUCUAACAAGUCAUGGCAAAAUCAAGUGUAUUCUGAUGGGAUUUUACUGCAUAUACCUCAAAAUGUUGGCAUUUUUCAGAGUUUUGAUAGAAGAAUCAUCAUCCACAGAGUUUUGUGUUUACAAUAUCAAAGUGUGGAAGACUAAGUGUGGACCCAAACUCAGAGACAGCAAACAGGUUCAGUUACAGAAGCUCAUCUCGAUUCAGAAUGAAGGAGACAAACAAGCUAAAAAGACCAAAUCAACGAUUUCAAGCGGCUCUCUUUAAAAACGUGAGAGAACUAACGACUAGGUGAAUAAAAGCAGGUGAUUAACUCAAGCAGAAAAACUCAGAGAGGAUGACAACUAAAUGAGAAGCAGCAAACCUAACGUACAAACAAACUGAGGGAGAACAGCUGUCACUGUGCAGUCAAAGUGCCUUAAAUAUAAUAAAAAAUUGCAUCCCAGAAAGGAUCAGGUCACCCACAUCUCAAAGACCAUAUUUUCUUAUUUACCUCUAGUGGCAGCUAGCCAUGCAAAUAGUUUUGGAUUUGUGUGCCCAGAUUUUGAGAUUUUCUAUUAGAUUUCUAUUGCCACCCUACAAUGGAGGAGAGUUUCCCUGCACUGAAAAAAUAUCAUUUGAAGUCAUCAGCUGCAUGUCUUUCCAGAAACAAUGCCCUUGUUGCUCAGGAUAAUCCACAGAACAUGGACUAUUUUAUUGGUGCAACAUAGUUCCAAUAAAAACUGUUCACAUGUUUGCGGAUUAUCCGAGGUAACGGGUUCAUUGUUUCUAGAAAUAUUUGUGGCUUUUGGAUUAUUUUAAAUGUCAUUUUCAUCACAGCUUACUCUAACUUAACUAGUCUUCAUCAUUGUGAUGGGAAGCAGCCUAAAGCAGCACAAUAACAGUGUCACACAACAUGAGAUAUAUAAUAUGUUGUUUUCUGCCAUUAAUCAGUUGGGAAACGUCAAUUUGCACUAAUGGUUCUAACAUAUUAUAUGGUAUAAUCUGUAAC